CAGAUGCACGCAGCUCAGCGCGCCUCGCGGUUCCGUGCUCAGUCUGGAGUGGCGCGGCCGUGGCAGCAGAAUAUUGGGCUGUAAAAACAGGAGAGACAUUUGCGCUGUUGCCUCGAUGCGAAACGUGGGCUUUUAGGAGACGUGAAAGGUCCUCAUAUUGCAACGAUGUGUGGAGGGAGCAGGGUGGCCUGUUUGUGUCUUUUCGUUUGCUUGCUCGUCACCAACAGCGUGCCGGGCGGGAAAAGCUCUGGGCAGAACGGCGUGACAGAUAACACCACAGUGUUCACCAAGAUCUUAGACAGCCUUCUGGAUGGCUAUGACAAUCGCCUCAGGCCAGGACUGGGAGAGCGUGUAACUGAAGUCAAGACUGACAUUUUUGUGACUAGCAUCGGACCGGUUUCGGACCAUGACAUGGAGUACACCAUUGAUGUCUUCUUUAGACAGAGCUGGAAGGAUGAAAGAUUAAAAUUCAAAGGCCCCAUGGCCGUGCUGCGCCUGAACAAUUUGAUGGCCAGCAAGAUCUGGACCCCCGACACUUUCUUCCACAAUGGCAAGAAGUCAGUGGCCCACAACAUGACAAUGCCAAACAAGCUGCUGCGGAUUACAGAGGAAGGCACCCUAUUGUAUACCAUGAGGCUUACAGUGAGAGCAGAAUGUCCUAUGCAUCUAGAGGACUUUCCUAUGGAUGCUCAUGCCUGUCCACUGAAGUUUGGCAGCUAUGCUUACACCAGAGCAGAAGUGGUGUACGUGUGGACCCGAGGUGCUGCCCAGUCUGUGGUGGUGGCGGAGGACGGCUCCAGGUUAAACCAGUACGAUCUGAUGGGGCAGAGUGUGGAUUCUGGAGUGGUGCAGUCCAGCACAGGAGAGUAUGUCGUGAUGACAACCCACUUCCACCUGAAGAGGAAAAUUGGUUACUUUGUGAUCCAGACAUAUCUACCCUGCAUCAUGACAGUCAUCCUCUCCCAAGUGUCUUUUUGGCUCAACAGAGAGUCGGUCCCUGCCAGGACUGUCUUUGGAGUGACCACUGUCCUGACCAUGACCACUCUCAGUAUCAGUGCCAGGAACUCACUUCCUAAAGUGGCCUACGCCACAGCUAUGGACUGGUUCAUCGCCGUCUGCUACGCCUUCGUCUUCUCCGCCCUCAUCGAGUUCGCCACAGUAAACUACUUCACCAAGAGAGGCUACGCUUGGGACGGAAAAAGCGUGGUGCCGGAGAAGCAAAAGAAGAAGAAGGAGUCUCUCCUCAAGAAGAACAACACCACGGCUUACCCACCCGCCACAGCCACACCCUUCGCCCCCAAUCCUGCCAGGAACCCUGGAUUGGCCACAAUCGCCAAAAGCGCCCCCCCACCCCCCGACGAGCCCAAGGAGGAGCCAAAGCCCAAGCCUCCAGAGGCCAAGAAGACCUUUAACAGUGUGAGCAAGAUUGACAGGAUUGCCAGAAUAGCCUUCCCUCUGCUCUUUGGAACCUUUAACUUGGUCUAUUGGGCAACCUACUUGAAUAAGAAGCCCAAAUUGCAGGGGAUGAAUCCAACCUAAUCCAUAUCUCAUUCCUUUUAAAUUCAACCUGAUUUCAUUCUCUUUCUUAUUCCUCUUCAACAAAAAAAAAAAAAAAGAAGUGUUUAUUUUGAGAUAAACAUUGUGUCCAUGCUGGUUUGAAUUCCCAGUUAUUGCAUUGCUUCUAUGUUUACCAACAUUUUGAAGAUUUUGAAAACACAAAAAUACAGGAAAAAAGAUAGCAAAUGAUACAAACUUUUGAAAGAGUGUUGUUCAGGUCUAAGAUGAUGCUACUACAAAAUGCUUCUAUAAAUAUUUAGCCAAGAGAAUGCUAUUCUAGAACUGCACAUAGCCCAGCCCGAACUUGUUAAGGGGCUGUUGCUUCUAUUCUUCUUGCCUCAUUUGAUUUUUUUUUU
This is a messenger RNA of Menidia menidia (Atlantic silverside), 1913 nucleotides long. The record is from the annotation of a GenBank genome assembly. NCBI's taxonomy places the organism in Eukaryota, Metazoa, Chordata, Actinopteri, Atheriniformes, Atherinopsidae.